Messenger RNA from Hirsutella rhossiliensis, 1566 nucleotides. Its product is annotated as LysM domain-containing protein. The record is from RefSeq and is a predicted model, not a curated record. Gene Ontology annotation, biological process: lipid metabolic process. Gene Ontology annotation, molecular function: phosphoric diester hydrolase activity. Bases 1 to 1566 code for a protein of 521 amino acids. The transcript has a single exon. NCBI's taxonomy places the organism in Eukaryota, Fungi, Ascomycota, Sordariomycetes, Hypocreales, Ophiocordycipitaceae.
AUGCUCAUCAUGGUUCGCCCCUCCGGCCUCGCCCUCCUGUCCGUCCUGGCCAUGAGCUUCGUCACACCCACCGCCGCGGCAACAGGAAAGACCCGGGUCGACUGGCCAUACGGCGAAAGGGGCCCCGAGAUGGACCACGACACGUGGGUCAGCCUCAUCAACGCAACGCCGUACCGGUGGGCGCGGGUGUACCAGCACUCGUACCAGAUGGGCUCGUGGGGGGUGUGGCCCGAGUACCUGGAGCCGGGCCAGUCGGUUCAGACGUUGGCGGAGCGGCGUAACGGCUUCUUCAUCGAGGACUCGGCGGCCGAGGUGCGCUACCAGCUCGAGGGCACGGCCAGGCCCAUGGGGCUGCAGGUCGAGUACCGGCGCGGCCUGGCCCACAGGGUGUGGGUGCGCUUCGUCGACGAGCUCGAGACGCUCAACAACGCGCGCGGCACCGAGCACGAGCUGGGCUUCGUGCGGCGGCCCGGCGGCGUCGGCUUCCUGCUGGCGGGCUCCGAGGAGGCCGGCUUCGUGUCCAACGACGGCCCGCUGCAGUGGAUGCAGGCGUCGCUGCCGCUCGUCGGACACCUGCCGCUGCGCGAGCUGGCCCUGCCGCGGACGCACCACUCGGGCAUGUGGAAGGCCGUCCAGCCCGUCAUGUUCGGGUGCCCGGCCAACACGCUGACGCACGACGACGACCUCUGGAACCAGCUGGGCAACGGCGGCAUCCGGGUCCUCGACCUGCGCGCCACGCGCGUCGGGCACGAGUUCCGCGAGAGCCACGUCUCCGAGAUCGGCAUCCUCGGGUGGCAGGGCAUGAUCGGCGCGGGCAUCGAGGAGAUGAUCGACAUAGUCAACCGCUUCAACGACCAGUACCCCGGCGAGCUCAUCAUCCUCGACGUCCACCGCGAAGCCCGCUCGCGCAGCCGCGGGUGGCAGGAGCUCGACGAGGGCGAGGUGCUGGACCUGUACAAGCUGUUCAAGCUGCUGCGGCACCGCCUGCGCGUCCCGGACGACGAGGACCUGACCACCUGGCCGCUCGGGCGCUUCAUCGCCAACGGCACCUCGGCCGUGCUCGUGCGCUUCCACCAGUCGUGGCUGAAGCGCGCCCCCGACGGCUUCCCCGGCGGCGCAGAGGGCUUCGUCACCGACCGCCAGCUGCCCUACCUGGGCGACUGGUCCAACGCGGCCGAAGUCGCCGACAUGGUGCGCGACCAGCUGACCCAGCUGGCCCAUUUCCGCCCGCGCCGCGACAGCCCGGCCUUCAACGCCCAGUGGAUCAUCACCCAGAACAGCGCCCAGACCGUCUUCCCCUUGGAGACCAUCAUCCAGCGCAACGCCCCGGCAUGGCGCACCCUGUACCACGAGUUCUGGAACGCCCUCUCGGACCAGACGUACCCCAACUGGAUCACCGUCGACGCCUCCCACCACAGCCAGCUCAAGGCCAUGGCCAUGGCCAUCAACCUCUGCCUCGGCGCCCGCAAAUGCGGCAGCCUCGGCGGCAGGGUCCGGGGGUCCAGCGUCCAGGACCGAUAUCUUGCCCGCGCAAACGGGACCGAGGCCAAGGUGGUACACGCAUGA